Aspergillus lentulus is the source of this 531-nucleotide messenger RNA. RefSeq names its product DUF3237 domain-containing protein. NCBI's taxonomy places the organism in Eukaryota, Fungi, Ascomycota, Eurotiomycetes, Eurotiales, Aspergillaceae. The record is from RefSeq and is a predicted model, not a curated record.
AUGAGUCCUCCGAUUGUCAACUUUCCCAGCCUUCAACCCGCCAUUGUCUGGAAGGUCAAUGCGGGUGCCGCUCACCCAGUUGGACCCCGUCAGAGUGGCUCGACCUUGAUACAUUUCGAAACUCCCACCGGCACCAUUGAAACCGUCGAGGGAUUUGAGCCCCAAUUCAAAGGCAAGGUCGUAUUCGGUGCUGACUGGCUCGAGUUCGAUCCGGACCAGAAACAUGCCCGUAUCAACAUGAAGGCAAUUGCCACAACCGAUGAAGGCAAGGAGAUCAGUUUUGGAUACACAGGAGUCAUUGCGCUCAACGAGGCGGUCAUGAAGAUCUUCAAUCAAACGCCAGAUUCGGAGAGCGUCCCAUUCGGCUUCAGCACGGGAGCACACUCUUUCUUCAGCGGUGACCCAUCCUUGAAGGAACUGGAGAAUAUGACCCUGGUCGGCAAUGGGCGAAUGCUAGUGGAUCCGGAGACUCGUGUGAUUACCGUCGAGUCUCGCAUCUCGAGGGUUAUUCCUGCAACGGGAUUCGAUUAG